Molecule: messenger RNA, 291 nt
Organism: Penicillium soppii
Lineage: Eukaryota; Fungi; Ascomycota; Eurotiomycetes; Eurotiales; Aspergillaceae
Exons: 3
Coding region: 1-291 (96 amino acids)
Source: RefSeq, a predicted model, not a curated record
AUGCACCUUUCAGAUAAACAGGUGAGGAAGAAGCUGACAGCAGGACGUCGCUCGGCCGCAGCGAACCACAGACACUUUUGCAUGAUUUCGACGGAUGCCAAGGAAGCUGCCAAUCAUCCUAUCCUGUCUGCUUGGUCGCCUCGGACCUAUGAUCCUGAAUCAUGGAACCUGAAAUUGACGGCUUGUGCGAUGAGAUGCCUACGCCAAGAGACUUGGAAACAUCCCACUGGCGGCGACAGUGCCCCAUAUCGCGGUAGCGGUGGUGAGAUUGCCCAGAUUGGCCAGCCUUAG